AAAAAAAAAAACACACUCACAAAGCCCGAAAAAAGAAAGAAAAAUUCAAAGGAAAAAAAGAAGAAUAAAUGUGUGGGCAUUGUGGUUGGAUUUUUUUUUUUAUAUUUUAUGCAUUCAGUACAUUAUUGAACUCUUUUAUCUGAACGAGUCUACAGUGCUUGUGAUUAUUGUCCGACUAUUUGUUUUUCCCAGGAUGAUUCAAUCUUUAAGAAGUGAGGCUUCAAGUUCAGAAGAUAUGUUUGUGCAGCUUCAGGAGAUCCAAGAAUCUGUCAGACUUGCAUUUUUGAACUGUUUGCUGGAUUUUGCUGGUCAUCUGGAGCACAUUGGAGGCGGGCUUUCCCAGAAUAGAUCAAGCAGAGAAAGUGCACAUUUCCAAGAUGGAUAUUCUAAUGAAUUGCCAGAAAAGUUAUCUGACCCUCUGCCUGGAAGUGUCACUGAUCCACAUCAACAGCUGCUACUGGUUUUGAGUAACAUUGGAUACUGCAAAGAUGAACUUUCCCUGGAAUUGUACAACAAGUACAAGCAUACUUGGUUGCAGUCUAGGGGGAAAGAUGAGGAGGACAGUGAUAUGCAGGAUUUGGUUAUGUCUUUCGCGGGGCUUGAAGAGAAGGUCCUUGCACAGUAUACUUUUGCGAAGACAAAUCUGAUUAGAACUGCUGCUGUGAACUAUUUGUUGGAUGCUGGAAUUCAAUGGGGAGGAGCACCUGCAGUCAAAGGCGUGCGUGAUGCAGCUGUGGAGUUGCUGCACACUCUAGUCGCUGUGCAUGCAGAGGUCUUUGCUUAUUGUAAGCCCUUGCUGGACAAGACACUUGGUAUUUUAGUCGAAGGCUUGAUUGAUACUUUCCUGAGCCUUUUUCAUGAAAACAAGACCAAAGAUCUUAGGUCAUUGGAUGCAAAUGGUUUCUGUCAGCUCAUGCUCGAGCUUGAGUAUUUCGAGACCAUAUUGAAUCCAUAUUUUACACCAGAUGCAAGUGAGUCUCUGAAGUCUUUGCAAGGGGUCCUAUUGGAAAAAGCUACAGAGUGUGUGACGGAGACCAUUGAAACUCCAAGCCAUCAGCGCCGGCCAACUCGUGGAAGUGAUGAUGUGCUUAUGGAUGACAGACAGCAGGGAAUGACUGUGUCACCAGAUGACCUGAUUGCUCUUGCUCAGCAGUAUAGCUCUGAGUUACUUCAAGCAGAGCUUGAGCGGACUCGGAUUAACACCGCAUGUUUUAUGGAGUCGAUACCAGUUCCAGAAUCAGCCAAAGCAGCAUAUGCUUCUUUCAGGGGAUCAAUGGAUUCUCCCAGCAGAAAUUUCAGAGGCUCACAACCUGCCGUAAGCGGGUCCCCAGGUUUCUCCAGGCAAAGACGUAGAUGA
Molecule: messenger RNA, 1357 nt
Organism: Ilex paraguariensis (yerba mate)
Lineage: Eukaryota; Viridiplantae; Streptophyta; Magnoliopsida; Aquifoliales; Aquifoliaceae
Source: the annotation of a GenBank genome assembly